AUGCCAUUGCGAUGGCGAGCUUUGCUGGGCAUGUCCUGGACCGCCCAAUCUAUGGGUAGCCCAGCGUCAAGAUGGAUAUUAUGGGGGAUGUUAACCACUUGGCUGGCUGUUGCCAGUGCCAUGACGCCGGCAAGGAUAGCAGAAUUACGACAGGAGACUGUGGAUAUGUUCUACCAUGGGUUCGACAACUACAUGAACGUCGCAUUCCCCGAGGAUGAGCUGCGACCAGUAUCCUGCAUACCGUUGACUCGAGACUCCCAAAAUCCGCGAAAUGUCGAACUUAACGACGUCCUGGGCAAUUACUCCCUCACUCUAAUUGACAGCCUCUCGACCCUCGCCAUACUGGCAUCUGCCCCUCCGGAUCGAGCGGGUACUGGUCCCAAGGCUCUGCGGGACUUCCAGAACGGUGUGGCUUCAUUGGUAUCACAGUAUGGAGAUGGUACAAGUGGUGCUGCGGGCCAAGGGCAAAGGGCGCGGGGUUUCGAUGUUGACAGCAAAGUCCAAGUUUUCGAGACGGUGAUUAGAGGAGUAGGUGGUUUGUUGAGCGCACAUCUAUUCGCUGCUGGAGAGUUGCCAAUCACUGGAUACAAGCCUCGACGGGCGUCGGGAGCAAAACGAAAGCUACAGAAGGGGGAGAUACCUGCGAUCGCGUGGCCGAAUGGAUUCAAAUACAAUGGGCAGCUACUUCGACUGGCUUUGGACCUUGCUCAGCGACUCCUACCGGCUUUCUACACAGCUACGGGAAUGCCGUACCCGCGUGUGAAUCUACGGCAUGGAAUACCGUUCUAUGCGAACUCCCCUUUAAAUCAGGAUUCCGAUCCCGACGACUUCGUCCAGGAAGGUGCCCCGGAGAUAACGGAGACUUGCAGCGCAGGGGCUGGCAGUCUGGUUCUGGAAUUCACGGUACUGAGCCGGCUAACUGGGGAUCCAAGAUUCGAGCAACUUGGCAAGCGAGCAUUUUGGGCAGUCUGGGCUCGGAGGAGCAACAUUGGACUUAUUGGAGCUGGCGUUGAUGCUGAAAAUGGUCAUUGGAUCGGACCAUAUGCAGGCAUUGGUGCUGGAGCAGACAGCUUUUUUGAGUAUGCGUUAAAAACGCAUAUCUUACUUUCUGGACAUGAACAACCGAAUUUAACGGUUCCUUUCAAAGAGCCACACCAGUCAUGGUUGGAUCCAAACACCAUCUAUAAUCCCUUGAGUGUGGAAGAGAAUUCUUCAGAGGCAUUUCUGGAAGCGUGGCAGGAAGCACACGCUGCGAUCAAGAGGCAUUUGUAUAGUGGAACGCAUCAUCCUCAUUACGUUAAUGUUCACCUUACCACGGGAUCACCCCAAGCAUAUUGGAUUGAUAGCUUGGGCGCAUACUAUCCUGGCCUGUUGACACUCGCUGGAGAAGUGGAAGAAGCCAUCGAGACCAAUCUGUUGUACACAGCGCUCUGGACUCGAUAUUCAGCUUUGCCAGAGAGAUGGUCCGUCAGAGAUGGUCAGGUCGAAGGUGGGCUAGGCUGGUGGCCGGGACGACCGGAAUUCAUUGAGUCAAAUUAUCAUCUCUAUAGAGCUACUCGGGACCCUUGGUAUCUGCAUGUUGGCGAGAUGGUGCUCGAGGACAUCAAGCGACGAUGCUGGACGAAAUGUGGUUGGUCUGGACUCCAGGACGUCCGAACGGGAGAGAAGAGUGACCGGAUGGAAAGCUUCUUCCUUGGCGAGACUGCAAAAUAUCUCUAUCUUCUCUUUGACACUGACCAUCCUCUCAAUGCGCUCGAUGCAGCCUAUGUCUUCACCACAGAAGGUCAUCCUCUGCUCAUUCCAAAAGCCAAGACUGCAAAAGUUGUUAAGCGAAAGGUUCCGUCUACCAAAGCGCUCCAAACUUAUGAUGCGCUGGAUGUGAGAGAUACAUGUCCAGUGGCCCCGGCGACUCUUCCUCUCACAAUAUCGGCAACUGCAGCAAGAAGCGACAUAUUUCACGCUGCGAGUUUGAUAGGCUUGCACAUGAUACCAAACAUGCAUGCGAUCGAAGGCAGCAUAAGCUCCAAUUUGGUCGAUGACCAGCAAGAAUCGGGCUCGCAGACGGCAAAUUACACAUAUUAUCCUUGGACUUUGCCAACGACACUCAUGCCAGUUAAUGGAACUUGUGCCAGGCUACCUUUGAAACAAACGUUUAGUAUCGAAUUUCCAGUCACCACUCCGUUGACAACAGCAUCUGCGGCUUCCAAUUUCUUGGUUCUUGGACCACAAGGGCUCGUACGUUUAAAUGAGGGAAUCCUUGUUAAAAGUCUAUCGGGUAUCAGAAUAGGUAUGGUUUACGAAUCGCCAUCUCCUUUCCGGACAAUUGAUGGGCCUCUUAUGGAGUCGUACCGGGUUUCGAGUAUUGCCAAUAUGCCACUUGGUAGAGAUGAGCAAAUCUUCAUCCCCCGCGAUGUCAUUGGUGAAAUGAUAGACCCUUCGUUCACACGCAUUCGAGAUACAAUCAUGGCAGACAUUGUUCUCCAACUUGAGAAUCCUGUCGUUGUCAACAACACUGCUACCGGAAGUGUCAAAGAAUUCUACAAGUCCGAGACAAACCAAGAUAGCUUUGAAGAUCGUCCAACAGUCUCCUUCGAAGACUCAAAUAGCGGUAUCGCUGCUGAAUAUAGGACUUUGAUAUCCUCGCUCAUUCGCCAAGUUACAUCUGCUCUCAAGGAUCCUGCGGCGACUCUUCUCCCAGAACCCGAAAUUCCGUUGACAUAUCACCUCACCACUCUGCCAGCAAUCUCUCCCACGGGUAUGGGCGCAGCACCUUUCAUCGAAGUGGCAGACGCACCAAAUCCCAACCUUGGGCCGCAAGCCGAUACUCUCACCUGGUCAGGAAUAUACUUUGCUGGAGAAUCCUGUCACGGUAAACUCCCUGACGAUGCGGCAAAGAAACACAACAUCAUUGUGAUUCGUCGUGGCGGCUGUACAUUUUCACAGAAGCUCGCGAAUAUCCCAAGUUUUGUCCCGUCAGCAAAGAGCCUAAAGCUUGUGAUUAUGAUAUCAGGCUCGGAGGACGAGGAAGAUGUGGAUGGUAUGCCAAAAGGAAGCGGAGAACAUUUGAUCAGACCACUGUUGGAUAAGGCGCAGGUUACGCCGAGUGGGUUAGUAAGACACCACCAGAUCUCGAUGGUCAUGGUUGGAGGUGGCGAUGCGACUGAGGAAUUACUUAGACGCACAAGAAGUGUUGGGUUGAGAAGGAGAUACCAUGUCGAGAGUCAGGGCAUGGUGAUUGGAAAUAUCAUCGUGGUGUAG
This is a messenger RNA of Cadophora gregata, 3258 nucleotides long. It is a transcript of the gene MNL1, whose product is annotated as alpha mannosidase-like protein. The record is from RefSeq and is a predicted model, not a curated record. Bases 1 to 3258 code for a protein of 1085 amino acids. Gene Ontology annotation, cellular component: endoplasmic reticulum; membrane. The transcript has 2 exons. Lineage: Eukaryota; Fungi; Ascomycota; Leotiomycetes; Helotiales; Ploettnerulaceae. Gene Ontology annotation, biological process: endoplasmic reticulum mannose trimming; mannose trimming involved in glycoprotein ERAD pathway; carbohydrate metabolic process. Gene Ontology annotation, molecular function: calcium ion binding; mannosyl-oligosaccharide 1,2-alpha-mannosidase activity.